Messenger RNA from Aureobasidium subglaciale EXF-2481, 1158 nucleotides. RefSeq names its product carbohydrate esterase family 8 protein. The transcript has 3 exons. NCBI's taxonomy places the organism in Eukaryota, Fungi, Ascomycota, Dothideomycetes, Dothideales, Saccotheciaceae. Bases 1 to 1158 code for a protein of 385 amino acids. The record is from RefSeq and is a predicted model, not a curated record. Gene Ontology annotation, biological process: cell wall modification. Gene Ontology annotation, molecular function: pectinesterase activity.
AUGUCAUGGGUCAAGAGAUCUUCCGUCUUCUUCGGAACAGCCCAAGCAUACAGUCGAGGCGAGUGUCAAUAUCCAACUCAGAACCCACUCCAAGGCUGUCCUCAGGGCACACUGCUCGUUGGUCCAAGUGCAAAAUUCACGAGCAUUCAAUCUGCUGUCCUCUCCAUCCCGAACAAUACUGUGCCGUACUACAUCCUCGUCUUACCUGGCAACUACACCGAGCAAGUCAAUGUCACCCGUCCAGGCCCUUUGACUCUGCUUGCUCAGACCAAGUUCCCCAACGACAACACCAAGAACUCUGUCAAUGUGAUCUGGCAUAACGCAACUGGCACUGCCAGCACAGGAAGCUACGACAAUGCAUACACAUCCACUCUGACCAUUGCGCCAACCUUCAACAGCAGUUUGACGGGCAGUGGACCAACAGGUAAUCAAGUCCCGGCAGGAACACCCUUUGGCAACACAGACUUCAGAGCCUACAAUCUAAACUUCAUCAACAACUACCUGCCCUACUCCGCUGGCCCCUCCCUCGCCUUGAGUGUCAGCUAUGCAAAUGCAGGAUUCUACUACUGUGGCUUCUACAGCUACCAAGACACCGUCUACGUCGGCAAACUAGGAAAUACAUACAUGUACAACACCACAAUAGCCGGCCAAACAGACUUCCUCUACGGCUUCGGCACCCUCUGGCUCCAAUCCUCCCUCCUCUCCCUCCGCGGCUGCGGCGGCGGAAUAACAGCCUGGAAAGGCACAAACACCACCUUCCCAAACGCAUACGGUGUCUACAUUCACGAUUCUUUUGCUCUCGCCGCGAAUGCCUCCCUCUCUAUUGUUGGUAAAUGCGCGCUGGGAAGACCUUGGAAUGCUUUGCACAGGAGUAUUUUUGCAAGUACUUAUUUGGAUGAUAGUAUUCAGAGUGGGGGUUAUAUUGAGUGGAGUAAGACGGAUCCGAGGGUUAAUGCUAAUACGACCAUGGCCGAGUAUAAGGAUUAUGGCCCGGGGUGGAAUGCUACGGGGAGGACGGAGGGAAAUGUCACGAUUGUGAUGACGGAUGCGCAAUAUGCUCCGUACAGUACGCUGGAGAAGGUGUUCCAAUUUCCGUUCUCGGGUAAGUUUGGGAACACAAAUUGGAUUGAUAGGAAGCCAUUCGUGCAUGGAAAUUGA